Molecule: messenger RNA, 435 nt
Organism: Penicillium oxalicum
Lineage: Eukaryota; Fungi; Ascomycota; Eurotiomycetes; Eurotiales; Aspergillaceae
Exons: 2
Coding region: 1-435 (144 amino acids)
Source: RefSeq, a predicted model, not a curated record
AUGUCGUCUCCCAAGGGUCCCUUUCGUCUGGUCACCGUCAACACCGCGCCGGAACGGGCCAAGCGCCUCAUUGGCCGUGUGGCGGAGAACCUGAAGGAUCAAUACACCAUCAUCCACGUCGACAAUUGCGAAAGUCAGUAUUUCAUAUCCGUCAAAAGAAUCUCCAAGUUUGGAAUCUUCAUGAUCUCAAUCAAUCUGACAUAUUUCACAGGUAUCGCCGAGGUUGAGACAAAGGUCAAGCACCACCAGCCGGACGUACUCUUCAGCGCAUCUAUGUGGACCGACGAGGAGGCCAAGCAGAUUCACCAGAUUGCCCGAUCGAUUGUGCCCAAUAUCAAGCUGCACGCGAUUCCCACCGGUCUGCAAGUCGAGCGAGGUCCGGAUGCGAUUGUCGAAUAUUUGUGCGAAAAGGUCCCACCUCUCCUCGAAAGCUAG